AUGCGAAUAUUAUUAAUACUUAAAUUGAGUAUAUUAUUUUUAUUUGUCAGUGUAAAUUUUAUCACAAUGUUUUCUUAUUUUAAAAAAAUAACUGUAAUGAAAAAUGAGUUAAAGCCUUCUAUAUAUGACUAUAAUGUGAAAUCGCUAGAUGGAACAAAUAUAUCUAUGUCAAAAUAUAAAAACAAAGUUUUGAUUAUUUUUAAUUCCGCAUCAAAAUGUGGCUUAACUAAAAAUCAUAUUAACCAAUUUAAUGAAUUAUAUGAUAAAUUUAAUCAUAAAGGAUUAGAAAUUCUAGGAUUUCCUACAUACCAAUUUUUUAGUCAAGAAUAUAAACAAAGUUGUGAUAUUAGCCAAUUUAAUCAAGAAAAAAAAAUAAAAUAUCAUGUAUUUGCUCCUAUUGAAGUGAAUGGAACCAAUACUCACGAGCUUUUUAAAUAUCUUAAGUUUAACUGUGAUGAGAUGCAUGAUGAAAAUGGUGUAUUAGAUAACAUUGGAUGGAACUUUGGAAAAUUUUUAGUAGAUAGAAAUGGAAAUGUAAUUAAAUAUGUUUCCCCCAAAAUUAGCCCAUCAAAUAUGGAAAAAGAUAUUAUCGAAUUAUUAUAA
This is a messenger RNA of Plasmodium yoelii, 603 nucleotides long. RefSeq names its product glutathione peroxidase-like thioredoxin peroxidase, putative. Gene Ontology annotation, biological process: response to oxidative stress. NCBI's taxonomy places the organism in Eukaryota, Apicomplexa, Aconoidasida, Haemosporida, Plasmodiidae. Bases 1 to 603 code for a protein of 200 amino acids. The transcript has 3 exons. The record is from RefSeq and is a predicted model, not a curated record. Gene Ontology annotation, molecular function: glutathione peroxidase activity.